AUGUCCACCCUCGUCUCCUCCAACCUCCCCCACGACUUUCUCCGCGAGAUCUCCACCCUCGAGCGCGAGGUCCUCAAGCACUCCCCCUCCGACAUCCUCCAGUUCUGCGCCAACUUCUUCCACCGGCGACUCGAGUCGCAGCGCGCCGAAUUCCACCUGCAGCAGCGGCAUUCCAGUGGCGCGGGAAUGGCCGAGAGUUCCUUCCCGGGCAGCAACCCGUUCGGGGGUAGCACAGAGCGGGCCGGCGGUGGUGGGCCGGGCGUCGCUUCCCCUUUCUCCCCCACCAGCUCUGCGCCUGCCGUGGGCGGAGGGGGAAGUGGCAUGCACGCGCUUGCCGAAGAGGAGGAGCACGAUUUCGGCAGUCCCACCGCUACUUCCUUCUCCCCCAGCGCGCGCGAAGUCAGUGUGGGACCGGGCGGGGAGACCUUCGGCACCUUCGGCUUCUCAUCCUCCAACACAACCUCCUCCCGCUCCAACCCUCCCCCCUCCGCCUCCGCCUCCGCCUCCUCCUCCUCCAUGGACGCCCCGCAAUCCUUCCCCAACAACUACCACCUCGGCCGCCGCACCUCCGUCUCCGCCGAAUCCCUCGCCCCCGCCUCCGCCGACGACACCCACUGGAAAGCACCCGCCUACCCCAAAACCCCGGACCAACUCGCCCGCCUGCGCACCGCCGUCUCCCACAACUUCCUCUUCUCCCACCUCGACGACGAGCAAUCCACCCACGUCCUCGGCGCCCUGCAAGAACGCAAGGUCCCCGCCGCCGACAUCCGCGUCAUCGUGCAAGGCGACGCGGGCGACUACUUCUACGUCGUGGAAAGCGGGCACUUCGACAUCUACGUCUCCCGCACCGGCCGCGUGGAACCGGGCCCCGACGGCCUGGGCACCAAAGUCGCCGAGUCCGGCCCGGGCACCUCCUUCGGCGAACUCGCCCUCAUGUACAACGCCCCGCGCGCCGCCACCGUCGUGAGCACCGCCCCCAGCGUCCUCUGGCAGCUCGACCGCAUCACCUUCCGCCGCAUCCUCAUGGACUCCGCCUUCCAGCGCCGCCGCAUGUACGAGUCCUUCCUCGAGGAAGUCCCCCUCCUCUCCUCCCUCACCCCCUACGAACGCUCCAAAAUCGCCGACGCGCUCGAGACGACGAAAUUCCCCGCCGGCACCACCAUCAUCCGCGAAGGGGACGUGGGGGACAAAUUUUACAUCCUCGAGUCCGGGCAAGCGGAGGCGCGGAAGCGAGGCGAAGGGGAGAAGGUGUUGAGGGUGUAUGGGAAGGGGGAUUAUUUCGGCGAGUUGGCGUUGCUGGAUGAGCGGCCCCGUGCGGCGAGCGUGUUGAGUGUGAGUGAGGUCAAGGUGGCGACGUUGGGGAAGGAUGGGUUUCAGCGGUUAUUGGGGCCGGUGGAGAGUAUCAUGCGGAGGGAUGAUCCGAGGAGGGCGGGUCAAUAAGCAUAUUAGGGGGUGAGUGAUGAGGACGGCAGCGGGGUUGGGGCCCGGGUCGAGGUUCGGAACGCUGUAGUCAGCGUCGGGGGUGAAGAUGGGUAUGGAUUGAAGAGGACUUGGCAUUUUGGGCGUUGUGAGCUGCUGGCGCGCUGUCGCUUGCUGGAUUGGGGAAGCAGGACCUACGGCACGGUAUCAUUUUUACUUUCUCCGUCGCUGGGCUUGGUAGUGUGCGUAGAGCAAGGCAGGGCAACUUGAGAAGCGUGGUUCCUCCCUUCCGAUCGCCAGGUCUUUUCCCUUCCUUCCUUUCCCUUCCCUCAUCAGC
Messenger RNA from Baudoinia panamericana UAMH 10762, 1756 nucleotides. RefSeq lists its product as uncharacterized. The transcript is spliced from 2 exons. Gene Ontology annotation, molecular function: cAMP-dependent protein kinase regulator activity. The record is from RefSeq and is a predicted model, not a curated record. Bases 1 to 1440 code for a protein of 479 amino acids. Gene Ontology annotation, cellular component: cAMP-dependent protein kinase complex; nucleus. Gene Ontology annotation, biological process: regulation of protein phosphorylation. Lineage: Eukaryota; Fungi; Ascomycota; Dothideomycetes; Mycosphaerellales; Teratosphaeriaceae.